AUGGCCAAAAGUGUGGAACUACAACAUACAACUGUCGAAACAGUAGAUCGAUGGGCUGCCAUAGUCAUCUUCAUAACAGCGCUCAUAGGUGUAUUAGUCAACGGUUUUAUAGGAAUAUAUAUCCAUCGCCUUCCUAUUCUAAGAAACUCAUUUGGUCGACUUCUCCAACUGCAGGCAAUUGGUGAUUGUGUGUUUGGUUGUGUUUGGGCUUUCUAUUUUGCACCGACUUUGUUCUUUGAUAUUCGACCAUUCCAAGAUUUGGCUAUCGCCUCUCGUUUCGCUCAAUUGUGUCUAAUCUGUUAUGAUAUAUCUAUAUACAGUCAUUUGAUUAUUUCCAUCAAUCGCUUCAUCUCGUUGUAUUUUCCAACACAUUACUCGGGCAUUUUCACUGAUAAGUUCACUAAUGGACUUGUUAUUUUCACGGUAGUAUUCAGUUUUGCUUUCUCCUGGUUUCUGGUCGCAGUCGACUGUUUAAUGGGCUUCUCAAUCAGAAGAUGGAUGCUCGACUAUCAAUUAGACCGAUGUAAUCUAAUUUAUGUUCAUUAUGCUGAAUUCUGGAGAGGUUUAAUCCUUAUCGCCAUUUUUGCUGUAGUUAACGCUUUAACUUUCACGCGAAUGCAUUUUGUGAACAACCGGAAACGAAUUCAAGGGCAAAGUACAUACGAAUCCAUUCAACAGAUGAAACGACGAGCUGUUGAACGAACUUUUAUACAACAAGUUACCCUACAAGGAAUUAUAUACGCCAUUGAACUCAUAACAUAUUUUUAUGUGGCAGUCGCUUUCCCGGUAGAUGAUGAAACCAUCCAAACAGACUCCAACCGAUGGCCAAACUUCCUUCUCACUACCUAUGCUUGGAUAUCUGUUCAUACCUUAGACGGAUUGGUCACUUUGGCAUUCAAUCGUCAGUUCAGAAGAGUUUUAACAACGCCGUUCCGGUCACAUUCGAAAACAUCUGAUGGUAACAUGAAGACGCACUCGCACUUACCCGUCUCAGGACAAAGUCAUGCGUCUCGCACAACAUCGUCCAGCGGGUUGAAGAACGAAACGUUGCUAAAGGUUAGGGGUGUUGAACUUGGAGAACAACUUUAG
Molecule: messenger RNA, 1089 nt
Organism: Auanema sp. JU1783
Lineage: Eukaryota; Metazoa; Nematoda; Chromadorea; Rhabditida; Rhabditidae
Source: the annotation of a GenBank genome assembly